CAUUGAACCCUUUCCAAGCUUCCAACACAUCCUCAGGCUACAUUUUAGCAAAGAUGGCAGAUUUUAUACAGGCUCUUGACCCAGCAAAACUAGUCCUCGCUGAGACAGCGCUGGCCUUCAUAAUUAGCCCUUUUACUGUCCCAGCAUACAACCUGCCUAUCUUCCUCUUCGGUUCGUAUGUACAGGAAAGCAGCGAUGCGGCACAGUCCCUGACCUUGUUUGCGGGCUUGUUAUCGGCGUCGUUAUUCUAUGACGUACUGUGGAUGUUCAACAAUGAACAAGCUGGCUUCCUUAGGUUACUUACCGUUGUCCUCUUUCUUCUGAAGAUACCAACCGCCGGCGCCUUCUUGAUUGCUAUGCGUCAACGCGGGGGACAGUUCCCCGGCCUUGGAACUGAUAUCAAUGGUCCUACGGUUUGGUCUAUGCCUGGGGGUUUCACCUCCGGUGGUCGAGAUGGCUACCAGACAGUGGAAGACGAGACUCCGCGUGGUCCUUCAAAAGCUGCCUCUGUACCAGCACCACAGCCUGCCAACCAGUCGGGCGCAUACCAAGCUGUCUGAAAAUUGCCUAAAAUCUUGGCAUUGGGGUGUCUUG
Messenger RNA from Suillus paluster, 594 nucleotides. RefSeq lists its product as uncharacterized. The record is from RefSeq and is a predicted model, not a curated record. The coding region runs from base 54 to 560 and encodes 168 amino acids. NCBI's taxonomy places the organism in Eukaryota, Fungi, Basidiomycota, Agaricomycetes, Boletales, Suillaceae. The transcript has 5 exons.